AACAAUGAGCUAAGCAACCGAUGGUGAUUUGACGUAAGUAUACUGUACCGUUGCCCAAAUAAUUGUACGAGCCAUGUUCGCGACUGCCGUUUCGCCAGUGCACUGCAACAAGUGUCGAACGAGUCGCGUUUGAUUAAUCCCGAAACAGUUGCGACAGACAUGUCAUACACAUGCGGACGUGCGGCGCACGCAGAAGCGGCCCCGCCACGCCGGCAUUAGCUGCGGCGCACGUUCGACGCCGAGGUUCGAGCCCGGAUCCGUGGCAAGAGUGCGCGGCCGAGCCCGGCGGCAGCGCGGAGCGCGAGCGAGCAACUAUGGCCGCGCUCCACGGCGCUCUGGGUCGGUCGAUCUAGGGAUGCUGCAAUCGAUUCGGGCAGCGCGACGUCCGCGCCGGCGGAAUGCAGAAGCGUCCGCGGUAAACAACCAGGGGCCGGCCCGAAAAUGGUUCAUGCCUUGCACGCCUCCGUGAGGUUCUUGGUGCUCUUUGGCGCGGCGUGCUUCCACCCGGCGCAAGUGACACCCAAGGUGGUGGGCACGCCAGCGACGGAGGCCACCACCACGAGCGGGCCGCCACCGUCGUCAGCACCCGUGGCGUCGCGUACAAGCUGCCCUCCGCCAGAGAUCGUGCUCAACGGUUCGCUGUUCCAGACCGACAGCACAGCAGCGCAGCAGUUCGGCAAUGUGUACGAAGUGCGCUUCAUGGGCCUCUUCGGGGGCGCUGCCAAAAAGCGCGCCUGCAAGAUCAAGUGCGUCAACGGCGUCUGGCUCGGACCUUUGUGCGCCGUCGAGAGCGAGGCUGGAGACGGCGGCCGGUUCCACUCAGUGCUGAAGCCGUGCCCCCUGAGGCCCAUGAAGCCUCACCUGGUGGUGCACCACGAGGGGCGGCCCCUCACCGUCACCGGACUCACCCAAAUGGCGCACGAGAGCGUCCUCAGCUUCCGCUGCACACAGCUGGGCCGCUACAAGUUCGUGGGCAACGCGACCGUGCGUUGCCUCAACGGCCAGUGGUCGGCCGCUAUGCCCAGCUGCCUGGAGACCUCGCAGCAGAGCAACUUCUCCGUGCAGGUGCCGCCCACCAUCCUGUAUUCGGUGGAGAAAGGCGACCACGGCGUGUCCGAGGAGGGCGAGCUGGUCGUGUAUCCGGAGACGAACGUGUACCUCUACUGCCUGUACCAGCGCUUCAGCGGCAAUCCGCAGUGGGCCUGGACUUCUCAGAGAGACUACGCCAAGGGCUGGAUCCUGUCGGCCGACGAGAAACAGUGGCGCUACGAGCUGCUCAUUUACAAGGCGAAAGAGCACGACUCCGGGACGUACACUUGCACGACGCCUCGGGGACAGACCAACGAGAUUCACGUCCGAGUCAGAGAUGUAACGUGCCCGCCCAUUGAAGGUUACGGAGACGAGAACCGCGUGACCAGUGACCAUGGCAACCAGAUGCACAGUAAGGCCAAGUUUGCCUGCAUGGAAGGCUACAACCUGGUCGGCUCGGAGGAGGUCGUCUGCAGCCCUUCGGGUCGGUGGUCCGACAAGGCGCCGCAUUGCGUAGUGAUCCAGUGCCCGACGAUACCGAGCGCCAGUCAUCUCAAGAUGAGCACGCACAACAGGACCUACGGUAUCCGCGUGCACUUCAGCUGUCCGUCUAACUACAGGCUUCUGGGACCGCCAUUCGUCACCUGCUGGAAGAACGAGUCCUGGUCGGACACGCCACCAACCUGCGAACCGAUCCGGUGCCGCAGUCCACUACCCCCAGCGCAUGGUCGUGUGUUGUACGGAGGCCGGCAGUACCCGGGAGACAGCGUCCACUACACGUGCAACGCGGGCUACGUGCUGAUCGGCGAGUCUGUCAGCGUCUGCCAGGCAAACGGCACUUGGUCCAACAACUUGCCCAAAUGCAAGCCGGCCUGCGAGUUCCCGGGCCAGCCGGCGCACGCACGCGUCCUGCCGUCCAAGUUUCAUUACGACAUCGGCGAGCUGGUGACGGUGGCGUGCAACGUGGGCUUCCGGCUGCUGGGCUCGGCGCAGCUGCGCUGCUCGCGCGAUGGCCACUGGUCGCACCCGCUGCCCCACUGCCGCCGCCUGGUCCUGCACAAGUAGUACCAGCGCGUGCAAGGGGGCAUCAUCAUCCAGCACAUGUCGCCACCGCACCGGACCUAAGACCCAAAACCCCGCCGCCUGCCAGGCACCCCCGGUUCACAGCACCGUGCUUCGCUGUCUUUCCGUUUCUCUUCUAUUUGCUCGCGUUGCUUUCCGGAGAAAGAUGGUCUCGCGCGGUUUGCGCUACAACAAAUAUGCGUGCCACGAAAGAAACAUGCGACGCCAAGUUUUCCCAAGAGUGAGGUAAAACAAGACGAACGAAGAAAAUGCCGUUUUCAGUUGCGCUGUCAUAAAAAAUUAGUCAAAACGCAUUCCCGAUGCCUCUCUAUGUAUGCUAAGCUUUCUUAGUUUUAUAGAAUGGGACACUGAAACACAAGAGUGGCUUGUUGGCCUAGUUGGCACAUGUUUAUGCUAAGCGAAUACCAGCCACCUUCCUUUCGCUUUGUCUAUGUAUGCUUCUCGAUUUUUUUUUAUUCCUAAUUCGAGUUUGCUGGCAUUCUCUUAGAAUUGAAACGCAACACAUGAUAUGUGCAAUCUGCAGUUCUCUCUAUUUACAGAUUGCGACGUCUGGUUGGUUUCGGGUCGUUUCUUUUCUUCUUGUUCCGCAGCUGCCUGGACCUUCCCAAUGGGUGCCAUUCACAAAUGAGAGCAAGGGUCUUAUGCAGUUUCUUUUAUAUGUUUCAUGACGUCAAUUGCCUGUUUCUAAUUGGUUAGUUCCGAGUACCUCUUCCCACUUAUUUGCGAUAUGCAACUGCUCUUGCUACUGCCGAAAGACUCCAUGCUGACAAUUUCCACGCGCUUAAGUCACUUGCUACGCUGCGCAUACGUCAUAAGUCAUGUGAGUGAACUAAACACAGACGUAGCGCACAACCUUUAGUCAAGCGCCGCGGUCGACUGGGGUUCAUUACAUAUUCAUAGGAGUUAAGGGUGCAGAAAGGGUGCAGGAUAUGUGGUCUGAAUCAGGAACUAUAUAAACCAAUAGAAGAGUACAAUAUUGUGGUAGGUGUCCGCCAGUGUUGAGGGAGCGCGGCGUUUUGACCUGGGCGUACAUCUGCGCAGUCCGUAGCUGUUUAGCAGUGGACCGCAGAUAUUUUGGGAAAAAAGGCUAAGAAAACGUCGCUUUUUAAUAAAAAGGCCACAUAUCCUUCUGAACACUUCGUAAAAUCACUGAUGUACAUUUUGUUCGCUCUACAGGACUGAACGUGUGGGCGGUAGCCAAGGCAGCUCUACGUGUGAGUCCCUCAUGGAUAUCAAUGCGAUGCUCUGAAGACACGUCUUUCUUACAACCAGGUGCUGUUUAACUUAGGAAUGCCAUAGGGCUUCAGUUUUUUUAUCGACCCUUAGAUUUUGCCUAUAGAACAAAUUACCGCGAAGCGGCUACAGUACUGCGAUGAACAUUAGAGGAUAUUGCUGGCGUGGUAUCAGCCGAAUGUUUCGAACUCGGAACCCUCUGCGCAUAGUUGUUCUAUGGGUGCCAUCCGCAUCAAUAAAUGUGCUGGCGACCAUCAGUGGGAGGUUGCGUCGUGCUUAUAUAAGCGGAAUCUAGACAACGCGCAACAACAAAAUGGCGAUCUAUUGCAAGUACGGCCUACCGUUAGUAAUCUCCACACGCUGAGGUCAUGAGAUGAGAUGUGAUCACCUUUUUAAGGUGUCACCCCCGGCUUGGUCUCUCACUAGCUGAUGGAUAUCCUGGUCUCUCUCUCUCUUUCUCUCUCUCUUCUUAUAGGAUCACUUGCAAAAAUUUUGCUUAGAGGUUAUAGCCGUAUUCCGUGCGUAAGUUGUGAACAGAUGUAUUUACCCUCUACGUCAGGAAAGCGUAAUCGCACAUGUCACGCAUGACGUCACAGCUUCACCACCACGGAUAAGACAACUAUCCAUAGACCCUCAAAAUUUUGGCCCACUGUGGGUGCUGUCAUAUGCGCUGUCACUCUCAAUGCCCUUCGGAGAUUCUUUUGAAAUAUUUUAAAAUUAUCUCUAAAAGCUAUCAAUACUUAAAAUAUAUCGCUAUAAACGCUUGAAUAUAAAGUUUUCAAUCUGCAGUAUAAAUUUACCUUUCUAUAGGGGUGUGCGAAUACCGUAUAGUAGAUUUCAAAUCGAAUAUCGAAUCGAAUCAAGAAAUAACAAAGCCGAGUAUCGAAUCGAAUAAUGAAUUUUAGAAUCAUUUUCACAAAACUUAUUGGUUAGAAAAUUGGCCAAAAAAACACGGUGCUGCACAUGGUCGGAAGUCUCCUAACCUUGCAUAACAAUAAUGCAGCAAGCUAUAAGUAGCUAAUGUACUUAGAAAUCAAGAUAUGCAGUACAGUCUGCUCUUAUUGAAGGAACCCCCAAGUGAGUAUGCCAGCACUGAUUACGGCUCAGUUAUAGUAUGUGAAGGUCUGAAAAAUAUUACUUUUAUCAAUAGAAUUUCUGCUGCAUAUAAUCAAGUGCUUUUAUUCUUUUAUAAGUAAUGAAUUAGAGACGUUCCGUUGUACUGAACGCCAAUGAGCUUCUCAGUUUAUUAUUGAACCUGUGCUUUGCGGCAAUCUUUUAUUUAUUGCAUAGAGAGUUUUGCUUUCCGGUUUCCGUCUAAAAUACAGAAGGCCUAACCCUACUUUAUGGCUGUUGGGUUAUCGUAAGGCCAAUCUGCUCGACGUACGAAAGUAUCGCGCAUCACGUGACUCGAUCACCGUUCCGCGCGUAGCCGGCGCCGACGGUAGAGGGCAGCGCCGUUUCAUUGUCCGAUUCGGCGUGAUUUGCCACAUGUGAGAUCAUGAAAUCUAGAGGGUCACGACAAGUUCUCGCGACGCUCGCUACAGAAGGAGACCGAUGUGCGUCAACGGCUGGCGUCGGGAACGAGAGGCCACCGUACGGUAUGUCUCAAAGAUGGCGACCGUGAACAACUUUGGUGCUAUCGCGUGCAUUUGCUUUCAUUUGCGAGGCGGUUUUUUGGCUUUCCGCCUGUUACGAAUGAAUCGGCGUCGACUCGGCGCCAAACCGUAACUUGAGUCGCCGACGCCCCACGAUGCAGGGCCGAUUAAGCCUCAUGGCCUGUAGCAGUGUGGUCGUUGCGGUAACGGGUCGCAAGCGUUCGCGGAAAGUUUGCCGCUAGUAUGUCCGUGCGGGUGGCUCAUCAGUGAUCGGUCCCGAGAUCGCGCGUCCGGGUUUUAUUGACGGCUAGUGAAGCGGCUUGAAGUUCAUCGCUGCUCAUUCAACACGAUCUGCGUGCCAAGAGGCGGCUAAUCGGCCCGAUCUUCGCACAUGUUUUCGCACUUCACGAAAUACGCGCUGUUAUAUUGUCGCCGUUCCCUCUGUCCGCGUCGCGUUAUCAUUUAUGUCGGUCCUGUCGAGCCGGACGAACCUUGCACUGACAUAGGUGGCCCCGGCCGACGUGAUUCCAUUUUGCGAAUUGCCUGUGUGUGCGAUCCUCGCCUCGGUAUGACGUCGGGAAGUGCUUGCAGCGACAGCUAGCGCGUCAGCCGGGGCGGCCGGUCCGCGGCGCUUCUUUUACGCUGAAAACGAAGGGAAACGCCCGGCAUCGAGCUCGAGGGCCUCAGCGGUGCACGCGACCUGUGGCACUGCGCGGGCCUCCACAUCGAAUCUGUCGCUUGUUCGAGAAAAAUUGUAUAGUAGAUAUUCGAUUCGCGAAUCGAAUUAUUCGAACGUUCACUGUUCGAUUCGACUCUGUAAUAUUCGAGUAUUCGCACAUCCCUACUUUUGUCACGUUGAAAAUUUUCCGAGGUGGGUAUUUACGUUCUGCUAUAAGAAGUAUUUUUAUUCCAUACUAAAAAGGGCGUUCUUUAUCUAUUUUUAUUAAUUUAUUGGCUAUUCUUACACAAUAUUUAUGAAAAUGUUUUGCCGAUUAAAAAAAUCACCGCCCCAAUCCUGUCCGGGAAGUUGGUCGAACAGGGAAGCUGUGUUAGUUACACCGAGUGUUACACCAUGCGAUUGAGUAUUAGUGUAAUGUUGUAUUUGUUGAUGGUCGGCGCUGCCGUUUAAACUAGCUCGACAUCUCUGGCGCGCAGCUCGGGGUCGGCCCUACUACGAGGAGCCCGUGCACGAGCCAACUCUCGCUGACGCUCGCGGUAUACGCAGCUUCUUGCUCAGGAGUACGCACUACUCGUGGUCUUCCCAUAGUUGUAGCUGGGAUGGAAUGUGCGGAACCACCAAUUCAAAGCUCCGCAUAACGGGCGCAAGGCCCACCACUGGAGAUGCGGUCGCUGCAAACUUUUUAACGAUUGGUUGGGUUCACAGAGUUUCUAACAAUAUAGUAGAGGGAACUCUGGCGCUGCAGUCGUUGACCCACCAUGGGAAUGAUGGGAAGUACAUGGAUUUGUAUGAUCUUCGUUCUUGUGGAUUCAGACGUCCUUGUGGCUUUGUAUAUUACGCUUUAUAUGCCUUCAUUGUCGUAAAUUUCAGAGCAAUUUAUACUCUUCGAAGUGCAGAAGACGCUGCGAGCACGCACAAUCGCUACUAAUUGCAACGAUUGAGCUUGUCCAGGUGGCCAAAUCGAAACGCGCCAAGCAUCUGAAGGCACUGGCAUGCCCGCGAUAAAUUCAUAGGGGCGUUUCACAUCGCUUGUCGAUGCAUGCGUCUGUGGCAUAAUGGUCUGAAUAUCUGGCUUCUGUACUGUAUAUGUCAUGUGUUCGAAUCCUGACGUCGGACAAUUUCAAUAAUGCUUACUUAAUUAUUUAUGACGCAGUACAGUGUCGAAAAUGACGAGUUUACAAAGUCACGAAGCCGUUUCAGGCCAGAAGGACGAAGUUUAGGCAAAUCCAUGUGCUCCCCAUGCUGGCUCGACCGCUCCCAUUGCAGCUCCCGUAGACACUAGUGCCAGAGUUCCCUCUAAUAAUUAUUCUAUGAAAUUCUAUCGUUGGAUUGGAUUGACGUGACUGCCGGCACCUCUUGCUGGCGCAAGAAGUGCUGGCAGCCACGUGCUCCUAGUAUCGCGUUUCAAUCGCUGGGCAUUGUUCGUUGGCCGCAAACCGCCAGCAUAACAUUUAUUGCUUUCGCGGCAGGGUAGGAUCAAUCGUCGAUAAAUUCUAUGCCGAUCUGGCUUGAUCGCCGAAAAUUCACCGUGUGACAACCGUAUGCGAUUCGCGUAUAAUGUAGCAUUCUCGCAGGAGAUGGACUCACUCCUACCCCCUUUCCCUCUGUGGAGCUCUUCUUUUCCUCUCCCGCUAGGUCACGUGGCUCCUCUUUAGCGAAGUCCCACAACGACGGCCCAGGGUCCGCAUAAACAGCUUUGGUGUAAAAAUGUGUUUCUUGAGUGUGAGCCAAGUCUGUAGAGCUCUGGUUGAUUUGGUUAUAUGACCUCAUUGUACUCGCCUUGGUUUUAUUAAUAUCAUUCGACGAACAGCCCGCACUAGCCCGAGACAAUGGAAGCGCCCGCAACGUAUACAUUGGCACGAUCGUAUGUCGGGACCAGCGCUACAGCAUCUACAUUUUCUCUGUUCUAAUUCUCUCGUUGACAAUCGCGGCGUAUGAUUUGCAACAGUGUACCAACCACACAACACAAUGGACGGCGAAAUGCCUUUUUUUUUUCUUCUUUUCUUUGUAAAGAAGUGAACUCCAGGCAUUGCCGGCGAGAAUAAAAGAAAUGUUACUAUCGAGACUCGGUGUAGCGGCUAGUAUUCCUUUUGUAUAAGCGUAUCAUAAUAAAAGAAAGACCAGAGUUAUGACCAAGUACGCAGUCAAGCUUUUAAUAACAUGAAGAAGAAAGCAUAUUAGAAUAAAAAAAUGUGAAAGCAAAUGUCAUAUUCGUUUCAAAAUCCAUAAAAAGGAAAGCGAAUGCUCCUCUUUUCUUUUUUUUUUUGCAUAUAUAUAUACAUCAUGCAGAGUGCUGCGCUGGAAGGUAUCGCUCGAAUGUCGGCUCACGUAAAAGGAAGUUAUGUAACCCCAUUCUAUCGGAUGGCUGAACAGUCAUCCGUGUAGCUUAUCACUAGAAGUGCUACAGCCUUACAUAAUAUCUCGCUGGGAAGCAAAAAAAAAGCACACAAAAAGAAAUCUCGUUUGGAGGCGUUUCUUGCUUGGGUGUGCGGGCUAAAACGGCGCAGCUGCUCCUAUUCCACGGAUGAUAUACACUUCAGCAAAAAUAAUUUCUCUCUCUCUCUCUUCCUCUCUCCCUCUACAGUGAUCCUUAUAUUUCAACAGGGAGCUGGAAGCUUGUGAAGCUGUUAUUUUUUUAUGCGAGAGAUUCGGUUACUUGUAUUGUCAAGCAGUAAUACUGCACAUGCGUAUCAAUUUUUUUAGCGCAUUAUGUAUAG
Molecule: messenger RNA, 8336 nt
Organism: Dermacentor albipictus
Lineage: Eukaryota; Metazoa; Arthropoda; Arachnida; Ixodida; Ixodidae
Product: locomotion-related protein Hikaru genki-like
Source: RefSeq, a predicted model, not a curated record